Molecule: messenger RNA, 1683 nt
Organism: Salarias fasciatus (jewelled blenny)
Lineage: Eukaryota; Metazoa; Chordata; Actinopteri; Blenniiformes; Blenniidae
Gene: tmem33
Product: transmembrane protein 33
Exons: 8
Coding region: 89-835 (248 amino acids)
Biological process (GO): endoplasmic reticulum tubular network organization; membrane organization
Cellular component (GO): membrane; endoplasmic reticulum
Source: RefSeq, a predicted model, not a curated record
UCGGAGAGGUCAGGUGAUCAUUUCCAGCGGAGCAGCUUUCACUACGGACACUUUUCCCCCUGAAGCCCCGAGUAACACACACCCAAAGAUGGCUGACACCAACCAACAAGCCCCCCCUCCCAGUGUGGGGCCAGUGCAAUUUCUGAUGAGCAACAAGCUGGAAACUGCGAUGUGGCUUUCCCGACUCUUCACCGUCUACUGCUCUGUCAUGUUUAUCCUCCCAGUGCUGGGACCCUACGCAGCUGCUAACUUCUAUCAGAGAGCCUUGCUGGCCAACGCCCUGACCAGCGCCCUGCGGCUGCACCAGAGGCUCCCUCGCUUCCAGCUGAGCAGAGCGUUCCUGGCCCAGGCUCUGCAGGAGGACAGCUGCCAUUACCUGCUCUACUCCCUGAUCCUGGUCAACUCCUACCCCAUCACCAUGAGCAUCUUCCCAGUUUUCCUGUUCUCGUUGCUCCAUGCGACCACGUACACAAAGAAGGUUCUGGAUCAAAUGGGCCCCAGCAGCCUGAUGUUCGUCAGAAACCUUCUGGACAAACUGACCUCCAAUCAGCAGAACAUCCUCAAGUUCAUCGCCUGCAACGAGAUCUUCCUGAUGCCGGCCACCGUCUUCAUGCUCUUCAGCGGCCAGGGAAGCUUGCUGCUGCCCUUCAUCUACUACAGAUUCCUCACUCUGCGCUACACCUCCAGGAGAAACCCGUACUGCCGCACCUUGUUCACCGAGCUGCGGAUCCUCCUGGAGCACUUCAUCAUGAAGCCCGCCUGCCCCGCCUUCUUCAGGAGGAUGUGCCUCAGCAGCAUCGCCUUCAUCAGCCGCCUCGCCCCCACGGGGGUUUGAUCACACGGACAUUUUACUCCCUUCACACUUGUCCCGUUUUGUUUUGUUUUUUUUUUUUUUGUUAGGUUUUUAUUUAGUUUUCAACCAUGUAAGAUGUGACUUAACUCUGAUGGGGACUGAUACUGCCAUCAGCAGAAGGAACGCUCUCUUGAAUGUCACCUCCGACCCGACGGCCAGCCGCUGGUGCACUGAAGUGUUUCUUCACCCAACCUCCUCAUGCGACCUCACUGAAGCGGUGGACUGAGUCCCUGAACGCAGCGCGGCACGCUGAAACUGUGCUCCUCCUGUGUCGCUUGAUGUUCUUUCUCCCUCGACGUCAUUAUUUAUUCAUGAAGAUGCUUAUUCUAUUCUAACAUUCUGAGAUUAGUAACUUAAUGAAAUUGUUCAUAUUCUUAAUGUUGUACUUUACUUUGGCAUUUCUACUUGAUUUCUUCUGUGUGAAUCAUCCGAUGUCCUGAUUUGUCUAGAUGCCUAACAUUUAUCAAUGCCAUCAACUCACUCUUAAAAAUGUGCAAGAGUUUUGUAGCUGCUGUCAAAAUAGGCGUUAAACUGAGAAACAAAACUCCUGCUGUAUAUUUUAACAUUUCUGCUGUAGGAUACACGUUUGAAUUGAGUUGCCUGGUGCAUGUGAUGCUUCUGAAUGCAUGUUGAACUUGUUUCUCAGUUUGAAAACUGUUUUGAGUUUGCUUUGUUUGUCCACUCAUUGCUGUAGGGUCCUGAUGCUUAAUGCAUGCUAUGAUUUGUCUCUUUUCUGACAUUUUAACGUGUUCAUUUGCCUAUUAGACAAAGUGCAUUUUUUUAAUUGAGAAAAAGAAUUGAUCUAAUUAAAUCAAUAUGAUAUGAAAUAA